This is a messenger RNA of Sycon ciliatum, 1569 nucleotides long. RefSeq lists its product as uncharacterized. Bases 1 to 1569 code for a protein of 522 amino acids. The transcript has a single exon. Lineage: Eukaryota; Metazoa; Porifera; Calcarea; Leucosolenida; Sycettidae. The record is from RefSeq and is a predicted model, not a curated record. Gene Ontology annotation, molecular function: nucleic acid binding.
AUGGUACAGUUCGACCUGAAAAGUGCCUAUCACCAUAUUGCUAUUCACGAGGACCACAAGAAGUACCUCGGGUUCAUGUGGCAGGAUCAGCACUAUUGUUUUGCGGCUCUUCCUUUUGGCUUGGCCACGGCACCGCAUGUAUUCACCAAGGUCACUAGGCCGCUUAUUACCCACUGGAGGAAGCGCGGCUUUAGGGCGUUUGAUGACGGGACAGCGGCAGCGUCAUCCACCGAAGAGGCAGACCAUAUGGCGAAGGAGAUGCAGCAAGACCUGAGAGCUUCUGGUUUUAUCGUGAAUGUGAAAAAAUCUCGGUGGGUGCCCAGUCAGGUGCUCGAAGUACUGGGGUGUGAGGUGGACAUGAAAAUUGCUGUUUUCCGCGUGCCGAAAGAAAAAGCGGAACGUGUCUGUAAUAUGGCUGUUGGCCUCCUGCGCUCAAAGAGGUCAGUUAAGGCAAGGUCGCUUGCGUCAUUUGCAGGUUUUGUGCAAUCCCUCCGCCUGGCUAUCGGGCCAUCCACGAGUUUGUGGACGAGGUCAAUGUACAGUGCGCUUGCAGAAAUUCGCAGCUUUGAGCAUCACCUUCAUUUGUCUUCGGCGGUUACCCGGGAGCUGGCCUUCUGGAACAAUUUUUUCGGCAAACCUGUGGUUGAGUUUCCGAUGUUCCCUGUUGAACCUCGCAUCCAGGUUUUCACGUAUUCCGAUGCCAGCAAUGUCGCAUGGGGCGGAUACGUGCACAGCUCACCGAUCAAGAUAGCACACGGCAAUUUUGUUGCGGAACACCAGGGACCUAUGGCGACUAGCUCCACAUGGCGAGAAGUUAAUGCGAUGAAGUGCGUGCUCAGUUCUCUAGUGUCGUCAUUGUCCAACCGGGUAGUGUUACACCGAUCCGAUAAUCAAAAUGUGGUGCGUGUGGUCAAAAACGGUAGCCGUGUUCCGGCCAUCCACGAAGAAGUCAUCCAGCUUACGGAGCUGUGCCAACGCCAUUGUAUCCACCUUGCUGUGGACUGGGUACCUCGGGAUGACAACACCGUGGCUGACAGAAUAUCCAAGGCCCAAGAUGCGUCAGAUUUCCAGCUCAACCCGACAGUGUUCCGAGCAUUAGACGAGAGCUGGGGCCCGCACAGUAUUGAUUGUUUCGCAAGUGUGCUGUCGGCACAACUGCCGCGCUACUGCUCUCGGUUUUUCAACCCAGGCUGCACGGCUGUCAAUGCCUUCACCUUAGACUGGAAGGACGAGGAUUGUUGGCUGUUCCCUCCUGUUCAGCUAAUCGGUUGUGUAUUGCGGUAUGCAAAGGCAUGUGCUCAGCAUGCUAGCUUGCUGGUACCGAACUGGCCCGCCCAACCUUGGUGGCACUUGCUGUUUUAUGACAUCGCAGGAAGCUGCCGGCAGAACAUAGUAGAGUGGGUGGAAAUCCCUUUGUACCCCGGACUGUUCAUUGCUAGAGGGUCAGGUCCAGUACUAUUCACCGAUGGCCCGUUCACCUCGUCCAUGGUUGCCGUUCGACUGUGUUUCCGUGAAGAGUGCGCUGCCCAUGCUCACAAACCCAUUGCAUUGGAUGGUCUCGCUAUGUGA